Kalmanozyma brasiliensis GHG001 is the source of this 6723-nucleotide messenger RNA. Its product is annotated as Helicase Sen1, N-terminal. Gene Ontology annotation, biological process: termination of RNA polymerase II transcription. The transcript has a single exon. Gene Ontology annotation, molecular function: helicase activity; transcription termination site sequence-specific DNA binding. Lineage: Eukaryota; Fungi; Basidiomycota; Ustilaginomycetes; Ustilaginales. Gene Ontology annotation, cellular component: nuclear body. The record is from RefSeq and is a predicted model, not a curated record. Bases 1 to 6723 code for a protein of 2240 amino acids.
AUGACUCCUCCGUCCACCCCUCUCAGCGGGCAGGCCGCUCGGCCGCAGCCGCCAGCGCUACCGGCCAACCUCCAGCGCCUCCUCGAUCGCACCCGCAUCAGCCAGGCCGACGUUAACGUCUUCUCGGACCUCCUCCAGGCUGCUUGCGAUUUCCUCGACGCGGGCAAAGCAAAGCAGUCGCACAUCUUCUGCUCCGCUGCGCGACCAUGCGACUUUGAGCUCGAGAGCUGCAUGCUCCGUGUGUUCAGCUUUCGCAACAAAGACAACAUCGACCGAUGGAAGGCACGCGUCACCUCAGCUGUCUAUUCAAACUGUUUAGACUGCUACAAGGGCUUCCUCAGGGCAAAAGAUCACCUUCGUUCCACCUACCUCUCUUCCUUCCCCGCGGACAAGCUCGACGCAUUCUUUGCUUAUCUCGACUCGGUCGAAGAGCAGCUCGCCCUCGAUGCCGUACAAAAAGUCAAAGGAACCGCCGAGCAUGCUUCCUUAGCCAAGCUGAGCCGCGUAGAGAUCUACGCCAUCCUCACUCUGGUCGCCUCGCCCAACGCUGCGAGACUCGAAGCCACGCUCAAAGCUGUCUGGAAGAGCGAACAGCUCAGCAACCUCUCGGAGCUGCCCGCUGGCCUGCUCACGCUCUGCAUCGACCAAGAUGCCUUGAUCCGCUCCUUCGCUGCCAGACCGAUGCUCUUUCUUAAGCCGCUCACUCCCGAGACGGCCUCGCUCAGCAUCUUUGCUCAGGCCCUCAGACGCGUGCAAAAGAGAUACUCGGAUCAGGGCGCCGAAGCCGACUGGUCCCUUCUCUCUAUUCUCCUUAACGCAGCGCCUUGCCUGGCCGCCGACCUCACUGCAGCCAUCCUCAGCCACGUGCAUGAUAGACACGAUCGUUUCGGGGAUGUCCUCAGGGCGUACGCAACCCUCCUGAAACUGCGAGGGCCAGCCAUAUGGAACAGCAGCAUAUCCACCACAGCGUCCAGCUCGGACAAGGACGACGAGUAUCCCACCGUCAUUCUCUCUGGCAUCCUUGACAAUCCCUACUUCACCAAGCCGCUCUUUGAAUCGCCUCAGUCCGUCUCGAAUCCACGCGAACGGGGCCUCUUCUUUGGCUGGAUGCGUCCGCAUCUCGACACGCUUCAGUCGCACGGCGGCAAGCUGUUCAGCGAGGCCAUCAAGCGCCUUGCUAAUUUCCUCUUCGAGCGCAUGCAGCAAGGCCACGUUCCCAACGAGUGCCGAGCUGUCGCCUUCACCGAGGCGAUCGAUCUUGUCCUCAAUCAUUCCGACGAGGCAAAUAGCAGACAGGUGGUCGACCUCUACGCCGCACCCAUUUCACAGAUCGCUUUGGCCAAAGACAGCAAGUCAGACGAGGCCACACGUCGAGCCGCGCGCGACCUUAUUGCUCAAGCUUUCGAGCGAGACGCCAAGACGCUCAUGCGUGCCUUGACCAAGCUUUCGUCUCUUUCUCAUAACAACAACAGCAAAUCGAAAGAGCGAUCACGCGCUCAGCGCGACAACAAGCAGCUCGUGUCGCCCGACGUCUUCUACCAAGAGAUCGCACGUCAAGACUACCCUACUGUCGAGAUCUGCGCCAUGCUGUGGAAGGAGGUCUACAGCGUCACAUCCGUCGCCACUUCGACCGAAGGCAUCAGCAUCCUCCUUGGCGCUCUCGCUCGCAUCGCCGUGUGCACCCAGCCAUCGCUGCAGACGCAUGUUCUCAAGCCGCCUUCUAAAGGCACCACGCCCGCCUACGAUGCGUACCUCACGCGGGUUCGACAGUCGGUUGCCAGCGUGCAAAGUGCCUUUAGAGCGAUGCGUCGAUCCGACUUUGCAGAGCAACUCGCUGACUACGGCGAGCUCGCUCGUGAAGACGAAGUACAGCAGCUGUGCACCGCAGACGCCUACAGCCUACUGCUCCUCAAUCUCUGCCCCGAUCCCGACAUCUACCGACCUGCCCAAAAUCUGCUGCGUCAAGCAUUCAGCACUGUCGAGAGUCGAGCCGACUGCUUCCGCAUCCUGUUCCAGAUCAACCAUACCUCGUCCUUCCGAGCUCUCGCAGACUACCUCCAGCAGUUUGUCAACGUCACCGGCCGCCUCAUCGAGGCCAACGAGCUGGCCAAGUGGAUGGUGCGAAGUUUCGCCGACAUCGUCAAUGUGCUUGCCGGUAGCACCGAUGGUCUCUUGCGUCCCGGAACGUCGUGGACUCUCAUCGAAGACCGCUCCACCCUGCAAGCUGUGGCGCUCAAGGCUCCGACCAUCUGGCGUCUCAUGUGCGAAAGUGUCUCGUCCAUCUUCAAACGAACGCCUGCUUGGUCGACACUCUUACCUCGAGAGGAGAUGGUGGCGUGGUUCCGAGAUGUCACCAUCUUUGCCACCGAGAUGGUCGAUGCCCUUGCCGUCUUUCGUCACGUCGUGCGGAGGGCCGCCGAAGCGCCAGCUCGGUGGAGAGGCAAGUCCAGCGGCGACGCAGACGCCGAGGAUCUGCAGCCAGCCGAAGAAGAGAUGAUGGUGCAUGCGCUCGCCCUGCCCAUCGAAUCGGCUACAAGCUGGCUGCGCAUGAACGACGAGGAGAUCCUGCGCGAAACGCAAUCCUUCAUCCUCAAGGCGCUCGAUCAAUUCGGUGUCGAGUAUGACCUCCCUGCCAAGUCGAAGACCAAGAUGCUCAACUUCAUCAACGAGCAGAUGGGCAUCAAGGAUGCCGCCGUUCGACACACGCUCUUGUCCCUCGACGAGCUUGCUGAUCUGAAGGUGCGCCUCGAUCCAAACGCAGGCGUCAUCGAGAUCAGUGACGAGGAUGACGACGCGGCCAGCGCAGCCUCGGACGUGAAGACGACCCAGUCGACCGCCAGCACAUCCACUCCUGGUCUGCCAGCCGCAUCGACCAAACGCGCAGAUGGAUUUUCCUCUGGCAGUACCAAGACGUCGUCUGCGUCUGCAGCGACUUCCACGCGACCGAAAGAGGAGAGCGACAACUCGCACUGGUGGGCGGGUGUCGGCAACUUUGGUAUGAUCAGCAACAGCCAAGAGCAACGACGCCGCAACAAGCUCAAGCAGUCCAAGCUCAGCUUUGGCAAAGUGGAUCCCAGCCAGAUCAUCGACGUCGACAAGGACGAUUCCUCUCCGACAACGGCCAAGAAACCCAUCACGCUCGACUUUACGCGCCCGAAAGCACAGCCCGCGUCUGUGCCUUCCGCCCCGAUCAAUGCGUAUCGCGGCGCCUCGGCACGAGGCGCCUACCCAUCUGCCGGCUCUUCAUCAGCUGCCUCGAGGCUUCCAAAGGCGAGCACAGGCAAGUUGGCUCAACUACGACAAGAGCUCGGUGGAGCGAAUCGCUCUUGGAAACCGCAGAAUGCCAAUGUACGCAAUGGCGAUGCUCGAUGGGGUCGCAACCAUGAGGACGACGUCACCGUCAAAGCACCUGCGGCCGUCAGCUCGGUCACAGGUGCGCUCAUCAACAAGAUGCCCGGUCCGACCACCGAGGCAGGAAAGGCAGCAGCAGCGAGGAAAGCAGGAGCGACUGACAGCGAUUCUACGGGCUCAUCCUCAUCUUCGUCCGACUCGAGCGACGAGGAAAGCGAGGCGAAAGGACUGGCUGCGCUUCGUGGUAAGGUGGACCGGCCUCGCGUGCCCAAGAUCAACCAGCCGCAGCGGCGACAGAUCGUCGUCAAGGAGGACUAUCAUCUGGAGCGCGCUCGGCGUGAACGCGCCGAUGCCGAACGCAAGCGCAUCUUACGCAGCCCUCCUGACUUUUCCGCUUUGCAUCGAAGCAUCCUGGUGUGGAACUACGCUCACGAGGGCAAUCGUCCUCCAGCGAUGGCUGGCAAGGCUCCUGAGUACCGACGCAUCCAGCCCCACUUCAGCAACGCUAACGACUACGGCUCCGUCCUCGGUCCUCUCCUCUUGCUCGAAUGCUGGGCGCAAUUCCAACAGGCCAAAGAGGAAGCGGAAUCGUCCAACGCAUCCAGCAUCCCCCUCGAGGUAGCGGGUCGAUCCACCGUCGACGCAUUCGUAGACGUCAACGUCACCAUCCCGCCAGAUUCGCUGCCGUCCAAGGAGUUUUUCAACGACACCGACAUCGUCCGCCUCAAGGAAAGGACGCCCGCCAUUUCGGGCAAGCAGCCCAAGAUUGUACUUGCCAAGGUCGAAGCCUUCAAGCGUCAUCCGCAAGGCCACCAAAUGACGUUGCGGUGCUGCCUGUCGGAGGAUCGUCAAGGAGCCAGUACGGCGUUGGUCAACCGAUCCAAGUGGGAGCUCAAGAAGCUCUUCUCAUUGACGACUCUGCAUCGUGAGUUUGCAGCUCUGAUGGCAGCGCCUCACUAUGACUUGUUCAGCGACGUCAUCCGCGCUCGGGUCGCUCCCAAAGUGACGCUUGCCGCGGACGAGGUCAAGAAGACCAUGCAAGGCUAUCAGGUCAACGAGCCGCAAGCUCGCGCCAUCUUGGGCUCUCUCGCCACGGAAGGCUUUUCGCUCAUCCAAGGUCCGCCCGGUACUGGUAAGACCAAGACCAUCUGUGCGCUGAUCGGCGCCUUUGUCUCGAACCGCAAGGGCCCUUCGACGUCCGUGCAAGCCGGAAAGACGCAAGGCAAGGUGGGCGCCACGAAAAAGAUCUUGCUCUGCGCCCCGAGUAACGCUGCCAUCGAUGAGGUGGCCAAACGAGCUAGAGCCGGCAUGCGUCUAGCCGAUGGCAAAAUGUUCCACCCCAAAGUCGUGCGAGUUGGCAGAGAAGAUACUAUGAACGUCAGUGUCAAGGACAUCUCGCUCGACUAUCUGAUCGAGCAGCGGCUGGAAGGCGGCAGUGUCUUUGACAACAACCGCAACGGGGGCAGCUCGGCCGAUCCAAGCGCCUUGCAUGCAGAGAUCCUCAACCUCAAGACGCAACGAGAGCAAAAGCAGAUGGAGCUGUCCGAAGCUAGAGCCGCUGGUAUUCAGGCUACGGUCUCCCACCUCGAGGCCGAGAUCCGCAAUUUGUCCGCCAAGAGGCUUGGAGUCAUGGCCAAGCUCGACGAAGCCAAGGACAAGCAGCAGAGCCAGCAUCGACAGCGAGAAGCGGACCGGAGACGCGCCAGGAUGGAGAUCUUGGGCGAUGCCGAUGUCAUCUGCACGACGCUUUCUGGCGCAGGUCACGAGAUGCUGAGUGGCGUUGCAUUCGACUUUGAGACCGUGGUGAUCGAUGAGGCUGCGCAGGCGGUAGAAUUGAGCAGCAUCAUUCCGCUCCGCUACGGUUGCAAGCAGUGCAUCAUGGUCGGUGAUCCUAAUCAGCUGCCUCCCACCGUGAUCUCGCAGGAAGCGGACAAGCUCGGCUACUCGCAGUCGCUGUUUGUGAGGAUGUUCGAACGAUCACCUCAAGCUGUGCACCUGCUCAGCAUUCAGUACCGAAUGCAUCCAGAGAUCUCGGUGUUCCCGUCCAAGGCGUUCUACGACUCGAAAUUGCAAGACGGGCCCAACAUGGCCGAGCUGACGCUUCAACCGUGGCACAAGUUCGAACUCACACGGCCGUUCAAAUUUCUCUCGACGAAGGGGCUGGAGUCGCCCGGUCGAAUGCAUUCGAUCAUCAACAAGGAAGAGGCGAACGUCGCGUUGGCACUGUACGAGCGGCUAAGGACCGACAACCCGCGGGAGAACUUCGACUUCAGAAUCGGCGUUGUGACCAUGUACAAAGCGCAGGUCUUUGAGCUCAAGCGCGUCUUCCAGCAGCGCUACGGUAUCGACAUCACCGAUCGCAUCGACUUCAAUACGGUCGACGGAUUCCAAGGUCAGGAAAAGGACAUCAUCAUCCUCAGCUGUGUCCGUUCAGCAUCCAAACCCUCGAGCAUCGGUUUCUUGGGCGACCGUCGACGUCUGAACGUCGCUGUGACGCGUGCCAAGAGCAACUUGUUUGUCGUUGGCAACGCCGAGCAUCUUCGUCGCGGCGAUGCGAUCUGGGAGAGGCUUGUCGCCACUGCCGAGCAGCAGGGGGCAUUGCAGCCGAUCACGGUGGCGAUGCUGCAGAAAGGCGACCGCACUCUGGCCAAGAACCACGCAACCAUUGAGCAGAAACGGCCCUCGAUCGCCAAUGCUGCUCCAGCCAAUGGUGCCACUCAUCCGAAAGCCGCGCCACCACCCGGUCCGCCCCCUGCCAGACCCCCGUCCAUGGCGCCGCCGACGUCGGCUACUUCGACGUCGACUUCGUACGCGCCUCCGCCUCCUAGCACGAAUGCCGCGCCAUUGCGCAAACCAGUGCAGAGCCCUGACGGUCUGCGGGUCGGAAAGGGCGAGACGGCUGAGAAGAAGCGCAAGGCCAUCGUGGUGGAGGACCCAAAGAUCUUACCCAAGAAACCUCGAGUAUCUGACGAAAGCGGGGAUCGCAGCAAGUCGCAAGCACAGGUCUCGCAGCCUUUCAAAGCAGCUGGAGGUGGCGCCGUGGCCAACGGACGAGUCAAGGUCCUUACAAAUGGCAGUGAUGCGCAGAUGCGACCUUCCCGACCCCGUAACCCAGCCGAUAGUCUGCCCGCGGGCCAACUUCGCGAUCCGACGCGACAGAGUCCGCAGGGAGUGCCAACAGGCCUUGCAAAGAAGCCGGUGACUCCCACGGGCAUGAGUCCCAGAGCUCGUCCGCCGAACGGCUUGCCGAAUCGCAAUGGUAUGGGCGACGGAAGCCCUCGUGGACUUGCUGCUCUGCCGAAGAGACCAGCGAGCCCGCCAAAACCGUCGAAUGCUGCGCUCAACGCCCUGUUCGUCAAGAAGCGCAAGUAG